Hymenoscyphus albidus is the source of this 1182-nucleotide messenger RNA. The record is from the annotation of a GenBank genome assembly. Lineage: Eukaryota; Fungi; Ascomycota; Leotiomycetes; Helotiales; Helotiaceae.
AUGAGCGGACUACCACAGGAGGGUGGCAAUCCAUACGAAGAAUCCGAGAGAGACGACGACUCAUGCAGCAGCGCCAGCAGAAGCCGGAUAUACAGCGAGAGCGAAAGGGAUUCGGAAGGUGCGGAUGAAAGUGGGAGCGAGAAAGAGGAGAGAAAUCACUUUAGUGGUAGCGAGAGCUCGAGUGAAGAGGAGAGCGAUUCUGAGGACAGUAUUGCUAUAUCAGGAUCCGACACAGACGAAAAGACACCGUCAAAGCUUAAUAGUACUGCCCACAAUUAUCUCAAGCACAUCACAAUAUCCCAAGACCAUAGCGAGGGAAGUGGGUUUGAGAAUAGGAAUCUGCUUGUUUUGAAAGAAGGCGGUCCAGGACCAGUAGGGAGCCACAACUCUUCCCAAACACCCCCAGAAAAGGAAGCCGUUGACGGGAAACCAAAAUCGAGAGUUGCACAAAGAAGAGAUAAAAAAGCGAAAGGGCAGGCAAUGGAUAAUUCUGAGCAGCCACCCGGAAGAUUUCAGCAACAUCCACCUCCAUCAGACUUUCGUGGCCCGCCGCCUUCAAACAAUAUAUACCACAAUGGCAUGAUACCGCUACCACCACCACCACCACCUCCGCCUCAAUCCCAUGAAUUCAAUCCACCCACUAGAAAUAGGUCACCCUCCAAGCGGAGAAAUCACAGACUUAGAGAAAAAUCUGCUCGGCACACACUAAACCCGCCAGCUUAUCCGUCAGCUUUACCCCCUGCAAUUUCUCUUUCCGCGGGUCCUGCUUUUCCUUCGCUUCCUUCGGCAGCUUAUACGGCUCAAAGUUUCGUCAAUCACUCCCCACAGAUUCCCAGUGCCAUAUAUGAGGCAUUCUUGGACCAGACCAGAAACCCGAGUUCAAGUGCGAAGGUAACCUCCGCAAUUCCCGGAGAAUCAGUGACCAACCUAGAAAGCCUUCAAGAUUACAUCGCUGGCUUGCAACUAAAGGCCAAAGCCCUAGAGGAGUUAGAAAGAUCGAGGGAGCCCUCGAGCUAUCAAGUUUUAUAUAGAUUACUCUUUCGUGUCCCAGAAGGCCAAGAUCCCAAUUCACCUCCUCCACCUCCACCUCCACAAACCUUUUUCGAUCCCCCUCAGUGGGCCCCUACACAAACCAAGGAUGGCGGUCCAAAGGCAUCAAAGCAACUCAGGAGCAGCGAUUAA